CAGUGUCUCUGUCCGCUGACCCGUGAGGCGUGAUGGCUGUGGGGAGCCGCGCCGCCGCCUGGCUCGCCGGCGCUGCCCGGCGUAUCGGUUCUGUACCCUGGCGGAACAUCUCUGCCGAGGCCGUCGAUCGCACCCUCCUCGUCGUCAAGGCCGCCUGCUUCGCCCACGUCAUCAACUCCUACGUCGUUAGCCUCGCACUCGUGAGAGGGCCGAGCAUGCUCCCCACGAUGAACCUCACCGGCGACAUCAUCGCCGUGGAUCGGGUCACCGCCCGGUGGGGCACCGUCGCCGUCGGGGACGUGGUGCUCCUCCGGUCGCCGGAGAACCCGCGGAAGACCGUCACCAAGCGGGUGCUGGGGCUCGAGGGCGACGCCGUUACCUACCUCGUGGACCCGCACAAGGGCGACGCGUCCAAGACUCUGGUGGUGCCCAAGGGGUACGUUUGGGUGCAGGGAGAUAACAUAUAUGAUUCCAGGGAUUCGAGGCAGUUUGGGCCGGUGCCGUAUGGGCUCAUCCAAGGGAGGGCUUUUUAUAGGGUUUGGCCACCAGAAGGUUUUGGAUUCAUUGGACAAAAGGUAUCUAUAUAAAGGUUACAUCCCUUUGACUAGAACUCAUUGUUCAAGGCCAGAGAUGCAAAAAGAUUGGGCCUGAAACAGGGAUUCCGUGAUCUCUGUUUGAUUAGUCCGAGCUCUAUCUUCAAUUGCAACAAAGUAAUUAAGACACAAGUUUUGCUGCCGCCAGUGGAGCCUUAACAACAAUUUUUGCAGUCGUAAAAGUUGUCCCCUUUUCUGUUUGUUCUUAUUGUUGAAUAAUGUACUCAGAGAUUGGCUUGCUUGUUACUGGCGGCAUUGCAUGUUUUUGGCCAGAGGCUCAUUCUGGAGAGGUUGGAGAUGAAUGUGACCUAUCAUGCAUGUGAAACUUAGCUGAUUUUAACUAUUGGAUUCGAUUAAUUGAAUUGUGUUGGGUUUAUUCCUGUUA
Molecule: messenger RNA, 978 nt
Organism: Phoenix dactylifera (date palm)
Lineage: Eukaryota; Viridiplantae; Streptophyta; Magnoliopsida; Arecales; Arecaceae
Product: mitochondrial ATP-independent inner membrane protease subunit 1a
Cellular component (GO): mitochondrial inner membrane peptidase complex; membrane
Molecular function (GO): serine-type endopeptidase activity
Source: RefSeq, a predicted model, not a curated record